Camponotus floridanus (Florida carpenter ant) is the source of this 1020-nucleotide messenger RNA. RefSeq names its product matrix metalloproteinase-24-like. NCBI's taxonomy places the organism in Eukaryota, Metazoa, Arthropoda, Insecta, Hymenoptera, Formicidae. The coding region runs from base 1 to 1020 and encodes 339 amino acids. The record is from RefSeq and is a predicted model, not a curated record. The transcript has a single exon. Gene Ontology annotation, molecular function: zinc ion binding; metalloendopeptidase activity. Gene Ontology annotation, biological process: proteolysis. Gene Ontology annotation, cellular component: extracellular matrix.
AUGACGCGCGUCGCGUUAUCGCUCGCGCUGACGAUAUCCCUGCUCGCGGCCGUCGCGGCGGCACUGACCUACGAUGACGUCGCGGAAGCGUCCCGUUAUCUUCGAAUCUACGGCUUUCUGGAGAACGAGGAGAAUCAUCAGCAGUCGUCGCUAUUGGACAACGCGACCGCCCUAAGCGAAGCGCUAUCAUUGUUUCAGGAAUACUACGGCCUGCCGGGAAACGGCGUUCUGACCGUGGAAACGAUUUGCGUCAUGCGCAGGCCGCGAUGCGGCGUCGCGGACAUUCACGCUUACAGCCCGUUGACGAGAAAGUGGUCGAGGACGCAUCUCACGUGGAACUUCAAACUAGCGAACAGAGAUACUCUGCGCACGACUCAGAGCGCGUUCGCUCUGUGGUCCGAGCAAUCCUCUCUGACGUUCUCGCGCGACCCGCUGCGCCCCGAUAUACUGAUAUCCUAUCAAUCCGGCGCUCACGCGUACGAGAACAGCGACAACGGGGGCUCGUGUCCGUCGCCGUUCGCGGGACCGGGAUCGGUCGUCGCUCACGCGUUCUUUCCGACGGGAGAGCCCAAUCAAGUGACCGAGGUGCACGUCGACGAGACGGAGCCGUGGCACAUCACGCUGACCAGGCCCUCGUCGGACAGGCUGUAUCUCUUUCAGACGCUGACGCACGAGAUCGGCCACACUCUGGGUCUGACUCACAGUAUGAGGGAAGAUUCGGUCAUAUACGCGUACACGCCUUCGGAGCAAAGGCGAUAUCCGCUCAGGCUGAGCAUAGAGGACGUCAUAAACGUGCAAAAUCUCUACGGAUCGAGAGAGACGACGAUCCGAGAGAAUCCUACGAUCGUCGACGCUACUCCGACGACCGCGGUGACAACUACGACGACGAUGGCCUCGAUGACGACGACGACGACGACGGCCGCGGCGCCGCCGACGACCGCGAGGACGGUUAAGCCGUCGCUCGCUCCCUCCGAUAUCGCGGAUCUAUGCACCUUAGUAGGAUAUAUAGGAGAGUUCUAA